Fraxinus pennsylvanica is the source of this 1572-nucleotide messenger RNA. The record is from the annotation of a GenBank genome assembly. NCBI's taxonomy places the organism in Eukaryota, Viridiplantae, Streptophyta, Magnoliopsida, Lamiales, Oleaceae.
AUGUUGCUGCAAAAACUUUUCUGUGGGCUAGUUUUAGUCUCAAUUUGUGCAGUACAUGAAUGCUUUGUUUCUGCGCAAACAUCUGCAGUAGGCGAUCCUGGCAUGAGAAGAGAUGGGCUUAGAGUGGCUAUCGAGGCAUGGAAUCAAUGCAAUGAGGUUGGUGAAGAAGCUCCAAAUAUGGGAAGUCCAAGAUGUGCAGAUUGCUUUGACCUCUACAAUUCUACAUCACCUAUCAGGCUAGUUCACAGGGUGACUGAGAGAGACAACAAGCUUGGCAUAUCGAACGCAACAUCCAGAGGAAGAAGAGGACCUCUUGAUGUGAACCAAUAUGCGGCAUGGAAGCAGAUAUAUUUGGGCACUAAAUGUCAAGUUCAAGGCAAGCCAAAGCCAUGGCAGUUUUGGAUGAUAAUGCUGAAGAGUGGAAACAUGGAUACAUUAGCUGCUAUUUGCCCUAACAACGGAAGAAAAGCCUAUCCCUUCAAAUCUGAUUCUGUAUUCCCAUGCUUCGGAAAAGGGUGCAUGAAUAUGCCAUUGAUCUACCACGACUAUACGACUGUGUAUGAAGAUCAUGGAAGCAAAAAACUGAGGGGGAGCUUUUAUGGAACAUGGGAUUUGGAUAAUGCUGCUAGUGUUACAAAAGAACUCAUCACACAGAAUGAUUCUUCAUAUUAUGAAGUGAUUUGGGAGAAAGAAGUUGGAAAACGGAGCUGGGAAUUUCAUCAUAUCCUCAAGACAUCUUUAAAGUACCCAUGGCUGAUGCUAUACCUAAGGGCAGAUGCUGCAACAGGGUUCUCUGGUGGAUAUCACUAUCAAACAAGAGGAAUAAUGAAAACAAUUCCCAAGUCGCCAAAAUUCACAGUAAAAUUCACAUUAGAAAUAAAGCGAGGAGGGGGUCCAGGAAGCCAGUUCUACCUAAUGGACAUCGGCAGCUGCUGGAAGAAUAACGGGCAGCCUUGCAACGGGGAUGUGACAACAGAUGUUACACGAUACAGUGAGAUGAUUAUUAAUCCUAGCAUAGACUCGUGGUGCAAACUGACUAGUCUGCAGUCCUGCCCUCCGUACCAUACCCUUCCCAAUGGAACUCGUAUUCAUCGCUCAGAUGAAGAAAAUUUUCCUUACGAGGCUUACCAUGUGUAUUGUACUCCUGGCAAUGCUCAACACCCUGAGGAGCCUCAUAACUUUUGUGAUCCCUAUAGUAAUCCUCAACCUCAAGAGAUACUGCAAAUUUUACCCCAUCCAGUUUGGCGAGAGUAUGGAUAUCCUACAAAGAAGGGUGAAGGCUGGAUUGGUGAUCCCAAAACCUGGGAACUUGAUGUUGGGAAGCUUUCACAAGCACUUUAUUUCUACCAGGAUCCAGGAACUGCACCAGCAGACAGAUAUUGGUCUUCCAUUGAUUUAGGAACUGAGAUAUUCAGGUCUGAUAACCAAGUUGCUGAAUGGACUUUAAAGAAAAAAGAGACCCUGGUUCCAUCACCUCUCUUCCACCCCUAUGAUCAAAUGCCAUUCGAGAUGGAGAGCAAAGGGGUGGGGGUGCAGAAUGGAGGGAAACAGACAGCAAUAUUAAUAGCAUAG